CCCUUUUCUCCUCACCACUCAGAAUUCACGUUGAAGCUUCCAGUAAUAUCCCACGAACCUCAGCAAGAACCCACCUCCAACUUAUAUUUCUAUAAAACAAGCCAGUGCUGCAAUCUCUUCCUCACAACCCUAUCUUGUUAGAUAUGUCCGAUAUGUCAAAUAGUAGUGUAAAAUUUCCGCCCCAGGACUCGCCUGAGAGUGACUACACCGCCGAGCUGACCAAUUUCGAGUUAUCGGAUUACUUAACAUUUGAUCAGUGGCUAGAGGACGAUCAAGCGGUCACAAUUUUCGGGGCUGUCCAGAAUCCGGUUUAUCGAGCAAAUGAAGUUAUUGGAUCCGAAGUUAGCCAAACUGAAGGGCCAAGCAACACCAAUGAAAGUGGCGGGGAAAGAAAGAGAGUUGCAUUCAAGACGAAAUCAGAGAUUGAGAUACUGGAUGAUGGAUACAGGUGGAGGAAAUACGGGAAGAAAAUGGUGAAGAACAGCCCGAAUCCCAGGAACUACUAUAAAUGCUCGAUGGAAGGAUGCCCAGUGAAGAAAAGAAUUGAGAGAGAUAGAGAAGAUCCAAGUUAUGUAAUUACAACAUAUGAAGGUUUUCACACUCAUCCAAGCUCCAGCUAGGUUUUCGAAUUCUUCUCUGCAAAUAUUAUUACUGCUUCACCCAUGCACGUCUGUAAAAGGGAAGAAGAACCAGUGUUAAGCUACAAUUUGUGGACAAUUCAGCCGGGCUAAGCAAAGCAGUAUGUUCUUGAAAUUUUGUAAUAUAAUUUUGCAUGUAUAAUUAAUCAUUAAGGUCUUAGAAAUUAGGUUAAUGAAACUCUGGUCAAUUUCACUGCAUUAUUGUCGAGCUCUAUAUGCCCACUUUUGGCUCUCAUAAUAUAUGUAUUUACUAUAAUAGAAAUAAUACAUUUGCAUGGUAAGUUUCAUUGAA
Molecule: messenger RNA, 930 nt
Organism: Mangifera indica (mango)
Lineage: Eukaryota; Viridiplantae; Streptophyta; Magnoliopsida; Sapindales; Anacardiaceae
Product: probable WRKY transcription factor 50
Exons: 3
Coding region: 144-620 (158 amino acids)
Biological process (GO): regulation of DNA-templated transcription
Molecular function (GO): DNA-binding transcription factor activity; sequence-specific DNA binding
Source: RefSeq, a predicted model, not a curated record